CUCUCUUCAGGUGUCUCCUUCAUUCUUUGAUCUUUCGCCCUCUCACGAAUUAUAAAGCAGAAGGGCUUUCCUGUGGAAAUAUACUACCAGUUAUUCCUUUGAACCCUAGAUAAUUGAUCAGACAGAUAAACUACUAACAAAGACUUUGUUGAUGGUUAUGGCUUAGUAUUUACCUGGAAAAGCUUCACUUGCGAUUCAGACAAAAAGGAAAGCUAAUGCCAAGUUCAACAAAAUAGGUGAGAGAAUUAGUGACCGCAGUCAUCACUAAAAGUAAGAUCAUGAGUAGUAGAAAACCCUAGCAGUUUUUGUUUUAAACUUGAUGGAUUCUGCGUCAGAACGGAGUACUGCACCCGACCGGAAUAUCAUCAACGAAGAUCCACUUUCAGCUACAGCAACGCCACCCACGGCUUCACAACAAGGAGGCAGUGAGCCGACUUCUUCUUCCCCAGCGCCACGGAGUCGGUACGAAUCACAAAAGCGUCGUGACUGGAACACUUUCUUGCAGUACUUGAACAACCAUAAGCCCCCUUUGACACUGGUUCGUUGCAGUGGUGCACAUGUAAUCGAGUUCUUGAAAUACCUCGACCAGUUCGGCAAAACUAAGGUUCACAAAACGGGUUGUCCUUAUUUCGGACACCCAAACCCGCCUGCCCCUUGCUCUUGCCCACUCAAGCAAGCAUGGGGUAGCCUCGACGCGCUGAUCGGACGACUGAGAGCUGCUUAUGAGGAGAACGGUGGACUUCCGGAAUCAAACCCUUUUGGGGCAAGGGCUGUGAGGAUUUAUUUGAGGGAGGUCAGAGAAGGGCAGGCUAAAGCUAGAGGCAUCCCUUACGACAAGAAGAAGCGGAAAAGGACUUCGGCCACAACUACGGUCGUGGGUGUCAAUGUGUCGGUGGCUGCCACUCAAACGGUGGAUUGUGGUGGGGGUAGCGGCGGCGUUGGUGGAACUGCGGCUAAUUAAUGUUUGUUCUGCUAUUACCAUUACUAGCUUAUAAAUUUGCUUAUGAGGUAUAUAAAUAUGUGCGGUUCUUUCUGGAAAUUGGAUCGACAUCUCUUGAACCAAAUUUAGUUAAAAAUCUAGUUUUAAUCUCUUUAAA
Hibiscus syriacus is the source of this 1097-nucleotide messenger RNA. Its product is annotated as protein LIGHT-DEPENDENT SHORT HYPOCOTYLS 5-like. The transcript has a single exon. Gene Ontology annotation, biological process: mRNA transcription; response to light stimulus. Gene Ontology annotation, cellular component: nucleus. The record is from RefSeq and is a predicted model, not a curated record. Lineage: Eukaryota; Viridiplantae; Streptophyta; Magnoliopsida; Malvales; Malvaceae. Bases 320 to 961 code for a protein of 213 amino acids.